Molecule: messenger RNA, 6081 nt
Organism: Vombatus ursinus (common wombat)
Lineage: Eukaryota; Metazoa; Chordata; Mammalia; Diprotodontia; Vombatidae
Gene: GPC1
Product: glypican 1
Exons: 9
Coding region: 1-1671 (556 amino acids)
Biological process (GO): negative regulation of fibroblast growth factor receptor signaling pathway; regulation of protein localization to membrane; cell migration
Cellular component (GO): plasma membrane; cell surface; synapse
Molecular function (GO): fibroblast growth factor binding
Source: RefSeq, a predicted model, not a curated record
AUGGAUCUCCUCGUGCGAAGCUGCUGGCUCCUCUGGGUGGCCGCCGCCGCCGCCGCCGCCUCGGCCCGCGGGGAGCCGGGGGGCAGCAAGAGCAGGAGCUGCGCCGAGGUCCGCCAGGUCUACGGGGCCAAAGGCUUCAGCCUGAGCGGCGUGCCUCAGGCAGAGAUCUCCGGGGAGCACCUGAGGAUCUGCCCACAGGGCUACACCUGCUGCACCAGUGAGAUGGAGGAGAACUUUGCCAACCGGAGUCGCAGCGAGUUGGAGGGGGCCCUCCGGGAGACCAGCCGCUCCAUGCAGGUGAUGCUCAACACUCAGCUCCGUAACUUUGAUGGUCAUUUCCAGGACUUGCUGAACAAGUCAGAGCGGGCUCUCCAGGACACGUUCCCUGGCGUCCACGGGGACUUGUACACCCAGAACUCGCGGCUAUUCAGGGAUCUGUACUCCGAGCUCCGCCGCUAUUACCGGGGGUCCAACAUCAACCUGGAAGAGGCGCUGGCCGAAUUCUGGGCACGCCUGCUGGAGCGGCUCUUCAAACAGCUGCACCCCCAGUACGUGCUUCCAGACGAGUACCUGGACUGCAUGGGCAAGCAGGCAGAAGCCUACAAGCCCUUUGGCGAGGCGCCCAGGGAGCUCAAGCUGCGGGCCACCAGGGCCUUCGUGGCGGUGCGCUCCUUCGUGCAGGGCCUGGGCGUGGCCAUCGAUGUGGUCAGGAAGGUGUCCCAGGUCCCCCUGGGCCAGGAGUGCUCUCGGGCCAUCAUGAAGUUGCUCUACUGCUCCCACUGCCUGGGCGUCCAGAGCCCCCAGCCGUGUUCUGGCUAUUGCCGAAAUGUGAUGAAAGGCUGCCUGGCCAACCAGGCUGAUCUGGACACAGAAUGGAGGAACCUGCUGGACUCCAUGCUGCUUGUGGCCGACAAGUUCGAUGGCCAGACGAGCGUGGAUAGUACAAUUGGGACAAUCCACGUUCGGAUCUCAGAAGCCAUCACCGCCCUCCAGGACAACAAGGACACACUCACAGCCAAGGUUUUUCAAGGCUGUGGAAAUCCCAGAGUGAGCAGCAAGGGCCCCGGCGGAGAAGAAAAGAGACGGCGAGGGAAGCCUGUCACAGAGGAGAGGCCCUCGGGGAUUGGGCUGGAGAAACUGGUCUCAGAAGCCAAAGCCCAGCUCCGGGAUGUCCGAGACUUCUGGGUCAGUCUCCCUGGAGUCCUGUGCACAGAGAAGGUGGCCAUGAGCUCAACCAUCGACGAACGCUGCUGGAAUGGGAUGACCAAAGGGCGGUACCUCCCCGAGGUGAUGGGCGAUGGCCUCGCCAGUCAGAUCAACAAUCCCGAGGUGGAGGUAGACAUCACCAAGCCCGACAUGACCAUCCGGCAACAGAUCAUGCAGCUCAAGAUCAUGACCAACCGCUUACGCAAUGCCUACAAUGGCAACGACAUCGACUUCCAGGACACCAGCGAUGACAUCAGCGGCUCAGGGAGCGGCGACGGCUGUCUGGAUGAGGUCUGUGGGAAAAGACUGAGCAAAAGUCAGAGCACGAGGCAGCCGGAGACCCAUGCCAUCCCCAAGCAGUCAGAGCAUGAUGGGAGUGGUGCCCCAGGCUGCACCCGGCCUUCCUCCCUCCUCCUCCUCCUCCUCACCCUAGCCCUUGCCGCAGCAUGGUCCCUAGGGCGAUAACCGCCCUGCCAGCAAAAGGGACUAUGGCCGAGGCCGGCCUUUGCCAAAACGGACGGACGAUAUUUGAUUCAUCUCGGCAGAUGGCAAAAACGCACGCGAGCUCAAGGGGAAGGUCGGUGACUGAGAGUGACCGUGGCCCCGGACCCAGGCAGGAGCCUUCAGCCGCUCUGACUCGAGGGCCAAUGGCCAUACCUGGUUGUUUGUUUGUUUUGGUUUUUCUGUUUUUUAAUUUCAUUCUUUUCCCGGGGGGCUUCACGAGGCUCUCUGGUUGAUGGGAAGGUGACGCUUCCCCCAAAGGAUCUGCAGUUGGAAGAUGGGAGAGCAGCAGCAGUGAUGCUGUGUAACACAUUAAUGUCCCCAGUGUCCAGCAGUAGAGGGAGGCCAGUCAUGGGGGAGACAAGUAGAAGGCUGAGUCUGAAAGGUCACUGCCCCUCGAGAAAGACAAGUGCCCGUGCCUUCCCUCCCUCCAGCAUCCCUGCAAGCAGCCUCUCCCCGAAUGGGGAACCAAUUCACAAGCUUAUCCCGAGUCCGGGCCUCGAUGCAAAAUCCUGCCUUCAAGAUCUCAAGGAAAUAAGUCUUUCUCCUUAGUCUAAAAAAAAAUUAGUUUUUAAAGCAGUUGAUGAUCCCCUGCCCUUGAGGUGCCCAGUAGUGGGAAUUUUAUGUUGUGCAUGAGAUUCCAAAAUUUACCCAAGAUCUCAAUCAACACUAAUCUAUGACUACACUUCCAUGACGUAUGACAUUCAAACAAAAACAUGCGGCUGCUGAGUAAUUGGAACCCCUCACUUUUGGGUUUUUUAAACUGGCACCAAUGCCCUUUUCUCAACGAAUCUGACUGUCAAAGGCUUUAUUUACAACUCAUGGUUCUUUGUGAUGUUGUCAUAUAGUCCAAUGGGUCCAGGGGGAGCUAGAGAAAAUGGCGCCAUGACUGUAUUUGGGGGCUAUUCUUUUUUCAUUGCCUGACCCAGAAGAGAGCAGCUCGUCUGCCUGGCUUCCUGGGAGUGCUAGGUGCCCCAUUCUCCAUCUCAUAGCUGAGAUCACUGAGGCACAAAUGGGGCCGAAGCCUUUCCUCGGAUCCCACACUGGGUCAGCUGCUCUUAACCACCCCGAGAAGACAGCUGGCCUUCCAGGCCACACCAAAGCAUCCUCUCCGAGUUAUCAUUUUGGUUUUACUUCGUCCUAUUGUUCUGAUACUCCGUGACUUCUUACUUGUCAGGUGGGAACUCAGAUUUUGAGUUUUCCUUUUAUUAUUUUUGUUUAAACAUACUUAGAGAGAAAGAUAUCUAUUUACCACCGGCAGAACCUUGUCCUUCAUAGGGCUCCGGGGCGGUCAUUGGAAUCCCCAGGUCAGCAAGUCCUACCCUGUAAGUGUGACAGAGCCCCACAACACCCAUCCAGUGAAAUUAUGAUGGACUUGUAUUAUGUUACUCAUUGGUCUGAUAUUGUGAGGAUUUUUUCUUUUUUUUUUUUUUCUCUGGUGGAGAGGUUGGGGCAGGAAGGUAGAACCAAAAUGCUAGCUAUUACAUUUAAGGGUUUUUAUAGGCUUGCAUAAACUUUUCAAUACUCCAAGUCCCAUUUCCAUUGUUAAGAACAUUUUCUUGGAAUUAUUUUUCAAAGAACUUUCUUUUCAAGGAAGACAUAAUAGAGAGAGAGAAAGAGCUGACCUGGGAGUCAGAAAAAUGUGGGUUCAAGUUCCACCUAUGAUUCCUCAGCCAACCGUCAAUAAAUAAGCAUUUCUUAAGCGCCUAUUCUGGGCCAGGCACUGUGCUAAAUACUGGCAUUCUUCUAAACUUCGUGGCCUUGGGUAGUAACCACACCAUGCCUGGGCAGUUCUAGAAACUGAGAAGAGAUCAGUGCAUUCCCCACACUAAUGAAAUCACAGGCCCAGCCCACUCAUUUUCCCCCAGCCUCUAAAAAAGAGGGUGUAGUCUACAGUCUCUCCUGAAUAAUUAAGCCUUACAAAGUCUGAUGAGUUUAAUGGCUAUUCUGAGUCAGGGCCCCUUUAGACCAUGAACUUUUGAGAAGUCACAGUGUUACCAAGCAACAUUACAAGCAUCCAUUGCUGCAGAGGAGAGGACUUUGUGAGUGGGAUGCCUCAUGGAGUCCUCCUUCAAGCACAAGCAGAGAGCUGCCCAUUGGAUCCCUAAUGCUGCAUUCUCAUUGGUGCUAUCUGUCAUCCUUCCCCAUUCACAAGGCUCUAGGCCCUCAAGCGAUUGUGUUUUCCCAUUCAGGCCCCACAAGGCAGCCAUUCUUCCCACGGACUAUGUUUACUACCCACCCGCCAUUUUGGUGCGGUGUUAUCCUGGCCUUUUCAUUCCUUUAAAAAAAGGACCUUGCCCUGAGCGGGAUCAGGACCCAGAUGCCUGAGGCAGAAUGGUCCCUUCCACCUACCUUGGGAUAGCAUUUAUCUUUCCCACUACUCUGGGGAAAAUAAAUCCGACUGCCUACUCAAGGGUCUUUAAAUAGGAUCCACUGUUACUGAUAAAUGGGAAAGUGGUUAUAAACUCAUAAACUUUGAGAACUGGGAGACUUCCAGCCCAUCCAGGACAAGAACCUUCAGGCAGUCUCCUGGAGGGUCACAUGAUCAAUCUUAAUUUAGUGACCAUUAGUUAUUGGUAUUAACAUGCUAGCUAUCAGAACAGCUAGUAGUUAGAGCACUAGAAAUUCAAUGGGUCAUAAAACAGAUUUGUAGCUGGAAGGGAGGGACCUCAUCUUGACCCAUCCUUUCAUUUGAAAGUUGAGUAAAACUGAGGUCCAGGGAGAUAAAGUGAUUAAGGUCACACAGGUGGCACAUGACAGAGACUGGAUUUUUAGCUAAAAAAUAUUUUUGCUCAAAGGUUCAGGUUGGCUGUACCUGGCCUGUGGGUCACAGUUGAAUAGCUGGGACCUGAUCUCUUCAUUGGACAGAGGGGAAAAUGGGAUCUCUCCCACAACACAGGCUGACCUUGACGGUCUCAGGACUCACAUCCACCAGGCUUGCCUGAUACCGUCAGCAGGUUGGUGAUGCCUCAAGUCCCCAGACCUUCCAUCCAGGACAAUCCUCACGGCCUCCACUCCACGGGGAACAAGUUAAAAUCCCUAAAGUGCUGCCUAUCAUUGCCUUUUCCACAAUUCCAUUUCACGUUGCUGUCAUGCUAAAAAAUUAAAAUAGCAUCACCCAAACACAUGGGGAGGUCAGAGAGUGGCAAAACAGGGAGAUAUCUCCACGGUCAUCCAGACAACAUCCCAGAUCAAUGGUCUCCAUAUGCAGACUUCCCAUCCCCUCUGGGAAAGUCCCUCCCCUCCCAGAAGAUUCCCUUCCUUCUAUCUGGAACCUGUGACAUGCUAUGGUUCUGACCUAAGAAAAUCUCAUUACCCAACUAGAGCUGGUUUUGGUCAUGCAAAAACCAGGGCCCCAUAUGUGAAUAAAUGGACUGCCUUCAGGCCGGUCUCUCCCAAAGCAAAAAAUUAGAUUACUGCUCUGUUAAGGCUGCAGCCCACCCUGAGGAGGUAAACCACAGAUCCCAACAAAGUGUGUUUCAUGAUUCUGGCCUUUGUUAGGUGAGGCUCAAGAGAUGGGAAGGAGUUUGGAGGCCAUCUAGUCCAAUGUCAUUUUACAGAUGAGGAAACUGAGUCUUAGGCCUCGCCCAAAGUCACAUGAAGAGUAAACAUCAGAGAGGGGGAUUUCAACCCAGGUCUUCUGACUCCAGGGUCAGCAUCCAGUCAGUAGAUCCAGUUUUUAUGCUCAGUCAUUAAAAUCACUCAACAAGCAUUCAUUAGGCACAGGUAUGCCAGGUAGUGACAACAGGCAUUUUACUGUAUUCCUUUUCCCACGCAAGCAGCCUAGCCCAUGACAGUCUCUCAUGAGGGGACAACACAGGAGAGAUAGAAAUGCAGUAUCUAUCCUUCCACAGUCCACAACAUAAUUUGGGAAAAAUAUAUCCAAGAAGAGGUAUGUCCCGAAAGUCUUAUCAGUUUUAAGCUUUAAUAAUCAUUACAGCUUAAAACUGAACUAAAACUUUUGGGACACUAUCUAUUUCCACCCAGUGGGUUGAGUUGCACAUGGUCACAGGCCUUUGGGAUCAGACAAAAAACAUAAAACUCUUGCCCUUAAGUUAAAGUGCUAACUGUUAACACUUGAGCAAAGGAGACCAUUGGGGAGAGAAGUUCAUUGUGACGUAAAAUAAAGUAAAAUAAAUUAAAUUUAAACUUCCAUCCCAGAAAAUGGAAAGUCAGGUGCCACUGAGUUCAUUUUGACCACUGCUCAAAGCCCCAAUUUCUACAUGUCACAUUUGGGAUGAAGGGGUUGGGAGGGGUCAGAAGAGGCUUUGAGGGCACGGUUGCUUACUAUUUACAAGUCACAUAACAAACCUUUUGUUUUCUGGUGGGCUUACUAAGGGAUAAGGACAGUUCAAUAAAAACGUGUUAAAAGCC